UGUGCCACCACUGAGGGUAGAGGAGGAGCUGCCAAAGAUAGGGGCGGGGCAGCUGAGCUUCAGAUCCUUCACCAUUUCCUGUAGAGUGUCAGACACACACACAUACACUCCCUCACACACUCAUUCUCUUAACACACUCAUUCAGUUCUGUAGGAGAGUAGGAGAGGAAUCUGACCUGUCCGGCAUUAUGCUCCUCCGGUUUCCUCACAGCUGGCUCUUGGCCAUCAUGCUGGUAUCAUCUGCAGUGUGUGAAGAUCAGGGCUGUGAGGACAUCACUGAUCUGGACCUGAAACACUCCAUCGUUGGUUCAUCUUUAAAGGUGCGGCUGCUGCUCUUCACCCGGGCUAAUUCCACCUGCGGGCAGCUGAUUGACCGUGAGAACCCCUUCAGUAAACCAUACCUCAAUGUCUCCCGUCCCACCACCUUCACCAUCCAUGGCUACCGGCCCACUGGCUCCCCCCCGGUCUGGAUGCGCAGUGUGGUGGCGGAAAUCCUGGCCCGCAAAGACAUCAACGUCAUCGUGGUGGACUGGAACCAUGGUGCCACCAACAUCAACUACCUGAAAGUGGUGGAGAACACACGGCCAGUGGCGGUCAUCCUCACAGACUUCAUCAAGAAGCUGCAGAAUAAAGGAGCGUCUCUCGACUCCAUCCACAUGAUCGGGGUGAGCUUAGGGGCGCAUAUCUCCGGCUUCACUGGGGCAAACUUCAAUGGUUCUAUUGGCAGAAUCACAGCUCUGGACCCGGCUGGACCCUCCUUCACAGGGAAACCCCCAGAAGAACGCCUGGACCCCACCGACGCCCAGUUUGUAGAUGCUCUGCAUACAGACAUGGAUGCGUUUGGCUUCCGGAAGCCUGUGGGCCAUAUUGACUUCUAUGCAAACGGUGGAGCGGAUCAGCCGGGCUGCCCCAAGACAAUCUUCUCAGGGUCUGAAUAUUUUAAAUGUGAUCACCAGAGGUCAGUGUUUCUGUAUCUGGACUCUGUGAACAGGACGUGUCGGACCGUGGCCUACCCCUGUUCCAGUUACUCUGACUUUUUAGAUGGGAAGUGUUUUAACUGUUCGCGGUUCGGCUCGGCCGGGUGUCCGGUCUUUGGUUAUGAUGUGAUUGAGUGGAAAGAUGUUCUGCUGAAGCUGGAUCAGACCUCCACCUACUUCACCACCAAUAAAGCUUCUCCAUUCUGCAAGGUUGGAUAUAAAGUGGAUAUUCUGACCUGGAAUUCAGAGAAAAGGUGGGGCCAUAUUACCCUCACUUUACACAAAGGAGACCAGGAGACCACGGCCGAGAUCAACCACAAGUCUUAUGAAUUCCAGCAGUACACUGAGACCAGUCUACUGGCUCAGUUUGACAGAGAGGUCCAGCCUGCUGAAAAGAUUACUCUGAAAUACGGAACGGGGAACGUGUUCGGACCCAAGUAUAAACUCCGAGUUCUGCGUAUACGCCUCACCCCCCUGCCCCUGGAGCUCAAUCUCAGGCCCAUGUGUCGAUAUGAUCUUUUGCUUUUGGAGAACAAAGGAGUGACCUUCAGGCCCAUUCCCUGUGAGCACUCCAACUUCUGACCACUGUAUAAGCACUUUUAUAGAGACUCUAUGUGGACCUCAGUUACUGAAGAAAUUUUCCAGAAACCUCCAAACCCCUUCAAAACCUUUCUGACAAGACUCUUCCACUGCACAUCUUUGAGGGCUUGGAGCCCGAGGUUAAUCUGUGGUGAAUUUACUACUCGUUAUAUUUUUUGAAUAAUGUAAAUAUUAACAAAUAAACAUUUUUUAUUUGUGUUUCCUCUGUUUUUAUAUUUAAAAGGUUUUUUAAUUCUCUGUAAAUUAAAGAUGCACCAAAGAGGAAGGUGUUGAAUCUGAACAAAAUAAAACCUUAGCCAAAUGCUGAAUACAAAGUACUGUUAAUAAUGUUAAAACUUUUUAUUCAUUUUGUAAUUUUUUCACCAGUAAAUAAAUGUAAUAGUGCAAUAGUCUUUUUGACUUGCUUUUCAAAGAAAAAACUAUAUACAUUUUUUUUCUCCCAAUUCAUCUGGCCAAUUAUCCCACUAUUAUCCCACCAGCUGCUAGUCAGCUGUAUAUCCCCAAUUAACUAGCCCCAAUAAAGUCAACCACCGCCUCUUUCCAACUGCUGCUGAUACAGCAUUGUCGAUUAGCCAGUGCGCUCAUUUCGGAUAUAUCAGCUCACAGAUGCCUUGUGCUGAUCGACAUCACCCUAGGAGUGAUGGUGGGAAAGAGCACCAUCUAUCCACCCAGAGGGAGCAAUGCCAAUUGUGCUCUCUCAGGGCUCCGGCAGCUGAUGGCAAGCUGCUAGAUCGGAAUUCAAACCUGCAAUCUCCUGAACAUAGUGCACUGGACGUAACAUUUCUAAUACCCCAGCAGACAUAAUAAUGAAGUAUAUUCAUUUAAAUAAUGAGUAAUUAUUCUGUUUAAAUUAUUUGGAUGUCACUUUUUUGACUGGACACCCAAAGAGCAUUUUUGCCAUUUUCUAAUGAAUAAUUUCAUUUGCUGAAUAUUUGGUGCAUCCUCACUGAUGAUUUUUUUUAUUAUAUAUUUUUUAUCUUUUUUAAGAUAGUGACAGAUAUUUUAUAUUUAUUGUAAGUUGUUAUGUAGUGUAGAAAUGUUAUAAAUCUACAUUUUUUUAUUAAAAUGAUUGUUAUUGAAUAACCUUUGUGGUUAGGGUUUAUAUAAUUAUAUUUUCUCUUUAAGUUGCAUGUGUAAGUUUUUUUUUUUACCAUUAUUUCUGCCUCUAUUUGGCAAAGCACACAGUUUUUUUAUUAAAAAUUAAAAUUAAAAAAAUUAACAAAAUUAAAUGUCUCAGACAUGGCUCCUGGGAAACAGACAAAUAAGGUUAAACAGUUCUGGUGAACUCAAUAAAAAUGUUAAAACUCA
Messenger RNA from Astyanax mexicanus (Mexican tetra), 2884 nucleotides. RefSeq names its product lipase, member Ia (gene lipia). The transcript is spliced from 11 exons. NCBI's taxonomy places the organism in Eukaryota, Metazoa, Chordata, Actinopteri, Characiformes, Acestrorhamphidae. Gene Ontology annotation, molecular function: lipase activity; carboxylic ester hydrolase activity. The coding region runs from base 188 to 1558 and encodes 456 amino acids. The record is from RefSeq and is a predicted model, not a curated record. Gene Ontology annotation, biological process: lipid metabolic process.